GUAGAAAGUAAGGUUAUGUUCAAAUUUUUCAAAAAUAUUUACGUUUUUUAGAAUAUGAUUUCUAAUUUUCGAUAUAUAUUAACAGUUAAUAAACCCAAAUUGGUCAAAUUAUACCCCCAAUUAGUUUCUGCUUUAAGAUUCAAAUCGAACAAAGAUGCUUUAAAUGCUGAUAAAAAAACCACAACAAAACGAAAAGCUGUUUUAGGGAAUAUGAGUUCAAAAUAUGAUGUAUUUUGCGAUGAAGACGCUGAAAUAAUUUUAGAUGUAUAUGAAGAAAAGUUAAAGUACUCACAACUUUUAGAAGAGCAAGAACUGGAACCCGAUAGAUAUGCAGGACUAAAUCUAGAACGUGGUAAAACUGGUGUUUAUGAUAUAGAAGACUUAGUAGAAGUUUUAAAACGUGAACAAGCACUAAACAUUUUCGUUGUUAGUGUACCAAAAGAAAUAAACUAUGUAGAUUAUAUUUGUAUAGUUAAUGGUAAAUCUGUAAGACAUAUGCAAGCCAUAGCGCAAUUUAUUAAGAAAGUGUUUAAACAGAAAAGAAGAGAGUCGGAUUUGCUACCAAGAGUUGAAGGUGAAGAUUCAAGGGAUUGGCUGGCUUUGGAUUUAGGUAAUAUAGCACUUCACAUUUUUUCUGAAGAAGCAAGAGCUCAUUACAAUUUGGAGUCCCUCUGGGCAUUGGGUCACGAAUUUGAUGACGAAUACAACAAACCGGAACCGGUGUCUGACAUUUUAGAGAAACACUCAGUAUAUUUAAAAGAUCUGCAGCCUGCGUCGUAGAACAAUUUAUAUAAACAGUUCUUUAAUCAAUGAUUGUGUAAUUUUAAGACAUCUUUGAUAAUUUCUGGGUUUUGACAAUGCAGUGUAGCGGGAAACAUUACAUACGGUGAGAGUAUGUGAACUACUAGCUACUAGCUUAACUUAUUAAUAAAACUUUGGUAUAUU
This is a messenger RNA of Diabrotica balteata, 945 nucleotides long. Lineage: Eukaryota; Metazoa; Arthropoda; Insecta; Coleoptera; Chrysomelidae. The record is from the annotation of a GenBank genome assembly.